GCCGCGGGGGGGCGGUGGCGGCUCCCGGUGGGGGUGGGGGGGCGGUGCCGAGCCGCCCGCUGCCCGUGUCAGCUCCCGGCGCCGGUGCCGCUGCCAUCUCCGGCGGGAGCCGGGGUGCCGCCCGCCCCCGGCGGCUGCCCGCGCCCUGCGCUUUGUGCGUGCGGCGGCCACCACCAUGCGGGGGGAGAGGCAACUCCUGGGAAGCGGCGAGGCGGAGCGCCCGCGCCGCCCCGGCUGCUGCACCGCGGGGGGCAGGCACCCCAGGGAGCCCUGAGCGCCCCGGCGGUUUCAUUUUCCUUCACCAAUACUUCAAGGCACAGAGGAGCUGGUAAAGGCAUUGCCAUGAAACCUAACUUGAAGCAAUGGAAACAACUCAUGCUGUUUGGGAUCUUUGCAUGGGGUCUGCUUUUUCUGGUGAUAUUCAUCUAUUUUACAGAUAGCAACACUGCUGAACCAGUUCCGAGUUCCUUUUCUUACAUUGAAACCAAGAGGCUUCUGCCCCUUCAGGGCAAGCAGAGAGUCAUCAUGGGAGCCAUUCACGAUCCAUCAUUCUCUGAAACCAUCGAUGGGAAUGAGGUACUUCUUAAUGACGACCUCUUAGGUACAUUUAAAUCAGGGACUGGAAGUAUUAAGAAAUGGACUGAUUUGGAAGAUGCCUUUAGAAAUGAAGAUGAAUUUUUUCCAUCCCAGAUAGGAAGAAAAUCAAAAAGUGCUUUCUACCAAGUGAAUGAUGAUUAUUUAUUUGCUGCUGGUCAGCCUCGGUCACACAACCACCUUCAAGAGAUAGCAAAAUUCAUCUCAGCCGAUGAGGAAAAUCCAAAAGUAAAUAUUCUGCAGAACAACUGGAGCCAUCAGAGAAGAAUGAGGAGAAGGAACACAAAGCACAGGAGAAGCCAGAUGCUUGAUGAAUCUGAUGACUGGGAUGGGCUAUAUUCCACAAUGUCGAAAUCCUUUCUUUACAAGCUUUGGAAAGGAGAUGUCUCUUCCAAGAUGCUAAACCCUCGACUGCAGAAGGCGAUGAAAGAUUAUUUGAGCACCAAUAAGCAUGGGGUGCGGUUCAAGGGGAAACGAAACUCCAAGUUGACAGGAGACCAGCUAUUCUGUGAGCUAAAAGAAAGGGUGAAUGUGAAAACAAUAGAUGGCAAGGAGGCUCCCUUCUCCACUCUUGGAUGGGAAAAGCACGUUCCCCAGAUUCCACUGGGCAAAUUGUAUACACAUGGCUUUGGGAGCUGUGCCGUAGUUAUGUCUGCUGGUGCAAUACUGAACUCCUCUCUAGGGGAUGAAAUAGAUUCUCAUGAUGCUGUUCUAAGAUUUAAUUCUGCUCCAACACGCGGCUAUGAAAAAGAUGUUGGAAAUAAAACAACCAUGCGGAUCAUUAACUCUCAGAUUCUCACCAACCCAAACCAUCACUUUGUCGACAGCUCCUUGUACAAAGAUGUUAUCUUAGUAGCCUGGGAUCCGGCCCCCUACUCUGCAAAUCUGAAUGUGUGGUAUAAGAAGCCAGACUACAAUCUGUUCACGCCCUAUGUACAGCAUCGCAGGAAGAAUCCAAACCAGCCAUUUUACAUUCUCCAUCCAAAAUUUAUAUGGCAGCUCUGGGACAUCAUUCAGGAGAACACUAAAGAGAAGAUACAGCCCAACCCUCCUUCUUCAGGUUUUAUUGGUAUCCUCAUCAUGAUGUCCAUGUGUAACGAAGUGCAUGUGUACGAAUACAUCCCUUCAGUCCGACAGACCGACCUAUGUCACUACCAUGAGCUCUACUACGAUGCAGCUUGUACCUUAGGGGCUUACCACCCCCUGCUCUACGAGAAGCUUUUGGUGCAGAGGAUGAACAAAGGUUUGCAGGAUGAUCUGUAUCGGAAGGGGAAAGUCAUUUUGCCAGGGUUCAAAGCUGUCAAGUGCCCUGAAAGAAAUAAUUUCUCACACUUGUAGAAGAGAGUCCUUCAGAAACUAUGUGCAAUAAGGUACUACUGUCGUACUAUAAAGAAGAAGACAAUACUUGAAAAACGAAUCUUAGACCAAUCUAGUCUAUAAAUUGUAAUUAAGUAGCAGGCAUGAGAAAUACUUCUUUUCUGAGCCUGAGUAUUUAUUACUGCUUUGCAAAUAGUUAAAAAAAAAAACAACAAACCAAGGCUUAGCUCACGAAAGGUGCAAAGGACAUACUUAGGCAGAAAUAUAAUGUAUUGUUGUGGGUGUGACUGUCAGAGUUUGUCAGUGGUCUCUUAUGCCACAUAUGCUAGACUGUAACUUUUUUUUUUUAAUGAACUUAUUUAACUGUUAAACCUGGCAUUGUGAAACAGCCUCUAUUGUUCAUGUACAGAGUGGCCAGUUGAACAAUGCAGCCUUCCUCAUGGCUCCAUGGGAUUUUCACACUCUCCAAGAAUGAAGUAAUCGCUAUUCCGAGCUGUGCAGUCAUUGACUAGAGUAGAUUUUAAUUCCCACUCAUACACAGGCUCAGUUACAGAGCUCCAACUGAAAAGAGGGUCUUGUGGUGGCUAUGAAGUCAGUGCAGAUGGGAGAUGGCUGUACACACAGCUAAACCAGUUAAACUACUGGAUGUACUUUUGAUGCCUGAUCCCCAUGCUCACACUGACUGAGUAGGGCAGAAGGAAAAGGAGAAAUGUCUCAUUUCUUUAGAUAUAGCAAACAUAUCUGUAACCCGUUCAGCAAGAAAAAUCCCCCUUGGAAGCCUAUCAGGAAGGUGUAAGUGAGAUGGAAAUUAUGCCUUCCCCGGGUCUGCAAAGAUAAAGACGAUCCAGAGAAAGCCGAGGGAGGCUGUGCGGCACUCACAUCACACUGAAAGAAAAUGCUGAGGGAGCUCACCUUUCUGCAGCAAAGAUAGCAUUCAGGAUUACAGACAUCAUUUGUUAGGUAUUUCACUGGGAUCCAAAACAAACUCACUUGUUCACAAGUUACUACUGUUAAGAAAGUGUAGGGAGUUUUCUGACAAAAGAAGAGGAUAUCAGUGUUUUUUAUUUAACAUUUGGAAGACCGUACCCCAGGGAAGCUGUAAUGCCUGCAAAAAAAACUGACUACAGAUUGCAUAUGGAGAUAAUUUGAUAUUUUCCUUCAUAGCACACAACGAGAAUAUUCUCUAAGGCACUUGUGAAAUCUGGCUCAUUGCUAAUAUAUUUACAGCAUUAUUUUUCACGGCAAAACUUGAGUUUCAGAUUUUCCAAGUGGCAGGACGUUAAUGGUUUGCGGUUGGUUUUUUCACACAAGCAUACCAUUUCUCUUAGGGUAAGUUCAGCAGGAACCUAUGUACACAAAAGCACAGCUAUAUUCUACUCGUGUCCGUUCAGUGAAAAGGCAGACAGCUCAAAGGGGCACUGAAAAGAAUAGCUGAGUGGCUGUGGUGGAGAGUACUUUUUGUCUUUUGUCUUAAGCAACAAAAAGGCAAUUGAAGGGUGGACACAAUAUUAAUGACUAUUUCUUCUUCAAUAGUAAUGACAGUAGAAUCACAGAAUCUUUUUUUCUCUCACUCGGCUCCCUGGGUCGGAUGGCUUUCCUUCCUAAGAAGCGAAGAAUAUGUGUCUUACAUAGGUCUUAGCCUUCUUUUCCUAUGUAGUCUCUUGAUUUGGGCUUUAUGAUCCUCUUAAGAUUUCUCUUGUUGACAGAGAAAGUAUGUCCAGAUGUUCUUAAAACUGUUCUUCUGUACUGUGUGGAUAGUUAUGUCCAUAAAUCAUUUUGAUACAUGUCAAAAUGAAUAGGUUUUCUCAUAUUAGCCUUAGACUCUGGAUAUAUUACUGAUUUCUUUUUAAUGUUAUGUCUGGCAGCAACUUUUAUUCUUAUAGUAAGACUGUUGUUUAACCUUGUGGAGAAUAGAUAACCUACACAGAACUAAUCUAUUUUUCCAUAUGUUUGGUACCCUGUUUGUAAAACAUAUGAAGUCUGAGCAGUGCAAUCAAACAUAUCUCUCUUUCCUGUGUGCUGGGUGAGCUACCCCAUGUUUGUAAAGGAAGGAAGUUGAUUAGCUUUCUAGGACUAGUGAAUAUGCUACUUUUCCAUAAGCAGGCAAUUCUCAAGUUCUGAAAAGGAAAAAAAAAGCAUAUCAUUUUGACUGGUCUGCAACCACUAACCUUUGAUUUUCACGAAGAAGAAAAAUACUAGCUGCAUUACUCAACUACCCACAGCGGGAUUAUGUUGUAUUAUUUCCUCAGUAGUUUAUCAGAAUAAUCAACAUAGCUGUUGUACAGAACGAGGCGAAUUAUAACGAUUCACGUAACAAGUGCUUAGCAUAUCUACUCAAUACAUCAUUUAAAUAACAAUGCAGAAUCAGGUCUGAGAUGUCAUAAAAUGUACUAUGUAUUUUUAAUUUACUGGACUUUGCGCAUUCAAGCCCUCCCAGCAGAAACUGUUUCUUUACUGUAUCCUGAUUAAUAUGGCAGUCAGUGCUCCUUCCACAAGUGGAAACGCACGUGCUGUAGCACCAUCACCUCAGAAGAAGCCGCAGAACUGUGCUGCAAACGCUUGCUCACAGAGGAAGACGACUGACUUGUGAUGCUCAUCUUGGAAAAAAUAAGGAUCCCCGGCAUGGCUUUCCAACACUGGUUUCCACUGUGAUGUUUCAUUGGUCUGCCUGCUCAAACACCUUGUGGCUGCUUAAAGAGAUCUUACUCCUCUACCCUGCCUUGUCCUCCUUUGGUUUUUGGCACAAGUGCAAGUGUGCCCAAGAUGCUAACUGAGGGCUCACUGCCACUUGCUGCAAGAGGGGAAGGGGCAGAAAUAAAGGGGCAAUACAGAGGACCUGCAGAGGUGCUCCCCUCACCACUGCUUACACUCCGGCAUUGGCACUGGUGGCUUUUAAAAGAACCCACCAAGUAUUUUUGCAUUUACGGGCAUCUCCCCAUCCCUCGCAAGGGCAGAGAGAUCUUUACAAGGAAUCACAUUCAGUAAAUUUAAAAUGAGUGAGUGUGUAGUAACACUGAACCAUGUAUCUUUUAAUAAUAAUAACAACGCGUGAGAGUGCUGGGUUUAGACACGUAUCUUAAAUGCAGACAAUGUGAAAGGAAAUGCAUUUUCCUACCCAGAUAGUGGGGUGGGUUUUUUUGGAAAAAGGUACAGCCAUGGCUUCGUAGCUCUCCCGGGUGACUGUGGCACCCUAACAGAUUGAAACUGCACCAUAGAUGAGAGGUUGCCCAAUCCUGGCUCUUGAGGUGCAUCAUCAGCCAACAAAUGCCUCUGCUAGUGGACCCCUGAGCUCCCUUCAUGCUUGUUGCAAUGACGCAGUUAUGGCGUUUUACUGGCAAGUAGGAGUAAGUUGCCUUCAAAAGCUAUCGAGCCUCAUUUCUGUGCCCUGGUGCUGUGGACAACAGUUGCACUGACCUGAAACAAACCAGAAACGCAGCAGCAGCUUAAGGAAAUGUGCUGAGUUUAUGCCGAAUUUCAUUAUGCUCUUUUUUCCACUGUGAAUUCUGUAGCUUUUCUGACUUGCGGUGCUCUAUCAUUUUAUGCAUUCAGCCUUUGGAUGGUUAAAUCAAAGUAUUCUUCAUUCAAGAAAAAAACAUGAAAGAUUUUGCCUCAUUUUGAGCCAAAAUGUUUUUUGCUAGAACAAAUUACUAAUUGUUCCUUUCCUUUAUAGUUCUGAAGCUUACCUGAGCAUAAACUCACAGCUCAGUCAGUCAUUCCUUGGAUUAAACUACUUAUCUUCUUUUCUUACCUGCCUGUGCAGUUUUAUGUUGUUGAAACUCUAGUAAAGUCAGUGAAAUCACAAUGAUAUAAGAAAUACAUAUCUUUGGAGGGAGAGAGAGGGGUGAGUUGCACACUCCCAUCUACACUGUCUCUGUACAAAUUUAGCCAAAUCAUUGCAUGUCUUUGGUCAGGGCACUUUCUUUGGUGAAAACAUCCAAAUUCUGAACCUGUUGCUGUACAUCUCUCGCCAAAGUCAGCAAAACUGAGACAGUUUGUUUCUUAAAUGAAGACAAGAGUCUACACUCAGUCGUUGCACAGACUGAACACACUCAUUUUAGAGAUGGAUUGAAUUAAACAGGAGUUCAAAACACAUGCAAACCAACCCAAUCCAUAAUGAGGUUAUUCUUUUUCAUUUCCUUUUUCUUCAGCAGUUUUUAAGGAUGGAAAAUGCCAUUUGGACAGUGACACAGAUGUACCGUGAAAGGAAUAUUAAAUGCAUUGACUGCAAAAAUAAAUGACUCUUAUUUUUCCCUUCAUGCUCUCUAAAGUUGAUGCGUAUUGAAUAAAUGAAAUUGUUUUCUGAAGUGGGUAAUUCAGAAGACUGGCAUUAGAACGCAUCCGAAUCUUUCCCGGGAGCUAUCCUCUCACAAACAAGGGGGAUACCUGAUUUAACUGUUUGAAAUUUAACAGUAGCCCGUGUCUGGGCGUACGUGCAUCAUGGAAUGAAUUUUGACCCUGCAAAUUUUUUCUCUCUGGCUUGGUGAUCGGAUUCAGAGUUUUGUUCUUGAAAUAAGAGUUGUGUGUAAAAGCCUUACAUUUAUCCAUAUCAUCUCAUCACUCUUAUAAUAUGUAGUCAUUGAACUAUUCAAAUAUAGACUGUGUACUUUUUUAAUAGCUUUGAGAAUUAUUUUGUAUGAUGAUUUUUUUAAAUGAAUGUGUACUCUAAUAACAAAGCUUAAGAUUUUACAGGAGUCACAUUUUUAAGCAGUGUUUGUAUACAUUUUAACACUUUUUAUAUUUUCUAUUAUGAUUUUGUAUAUUUUUAUGUAUGCACAGUGUACAGAUUUUCUCCUGUAAAUAAAACAUUUGUUUUCAUUUG
Messenger RNA from Phalacrocorax carbo (great cormorant), 6730 nucleotides. Lineage: Eukaryota; Metazoa; Chordata; Aves; Suliformes; Phalacrocoracidae. The record is from RefSeq and is a predicted model, not a curated record.